This is a messenger RNA of Ruditapes philippinarum (Manila clam), 456 nucleotides long. RefSeq names its product serine protease inhibitor Cvsi-2-like. Bases 114 to 401 code for a protein of 95 amino acids. The transcript has 3 exons. Lineage: Eukaryota; Metazoa; Mollusca; Bivalvia; Venerida; Veneridae. The record is from RefSeq and is a predicted model, not a curated record.
AUGACUUUCCUUUCCUAUUUAGUUUUGUUUUGUAAUUGUGAUAUCAUUGUAGCUUUUUGAGAAUUUAAAAACUAUCUAGAAAGUUCCUUAUAAAGCAGCUAAUUACAAACAGAAUGAAAGGUUAUCUGUUCAUUGCAGCAGCGCUCAGUGUUGCACGCAUUCAUUGUUCAGACUGCCCUAACAAUGAUCUUCAAACGGAAUGCUUGGAUCUUGUGUGUGGUCCACACUUUCAUGUUGAGUGCCUAACGGGUAUAUGCACUUGCAAUCCCAAUGCAAGCCACUUUUGUUUGAAAACGACAGACUGUUAUGAACUGUACUUUAAUGGGACACUUACAUUUUGUGCCGAUUCCUGGCAUUGUGUAGAUAACGGAUGCAGAUGUAUUGAAAAAGUUGGCAAUUAAUUUUACACGUUCUUUAACUUGUCUGAUCUGUUGGAAUAUUCAUAAUAAAUUGUCA